This is a messenger RNA of Neurospora hispaniola, 1137 nucleotides long. RefSeq names its product 2',3'-cyclic-nucleotide 3'-phosphodiesterase. The transcript has 2 exons. The coding region runs from base 384 to 1022 and encodes 212 amino acids. NCBI's taxonomy places the organism in Eukaryota, Fungi, Ascomycota, Sordariomycetes, Sordariales, Sordariaceae. Gene Ontology annotation, molecular function: 2',3'-cyclic-nucleotide 3'-phosphodiesterase activity. The record is from RefSeq and is a predicted model, not a curated record. Gene Ontology annotation, biological process: cyclic nucleotide metabolic process.
UCCUCGAUGAACCUUGAUGACUCUGCCACACCCUGCCUUGUUCCCACGUGUGUCUGGAGCGAUGACCCGUGUUUGUGAAGGGGUUUGUCAGGGGUAACAUCGCAAACGUAACCAAAUCAUCCUCGCGAAUGCAUGGGUUAGGGUUUGCUCUGACUCCACCACCAGGAUUUUCCACUUUCGCCAAGAUCAGUGGAAGUCCAAGCGUCGUCGUCACAUUCCGAACAGCGUGUUUCCUCCUUCUCCAGAAUAUCCUUAUCCAAAUCAUCACUAUCCGUCUACACGAUUUGAACGCAAGCUACUGAGGGUUCACUUUCAUUGCCGAAACACUCAACAACAGCGGAAACCAACGACCCAUUGCAAUACUCUCGUAGUCCUCUCCCAAAAUGCCCGGCUCCUCCCUCUGGCUAAUCCCUCCUCCCACCCACCCUCUCUACCCGAUCCUUUCAUUCCUCAUCUCCCAACGCCUCCCCUUGGAUUUUCCCUCCGAGGCUGGCGCUGCCGACGCACGCUUGAUUCCUGAAUUCUUUGCUCCUCACAUGACCCUUAGCUCCGGCAUCUCACCGGAUCUCUACGGCGACGAUCCCCAGCGUUGGCUCGACUCAAUCCCCUGGCCGUCCGCUGACGAAGUACAGGUGAGGUUCGAGGGAAUCAGCUCUCAGGACACGUACUACCGGAGGUGCUAUGCAAGGGUCAAGCUGGAUGAGGGGAUCAAGAAGAUUGCCGGGCUGGCGAGGGCAAGAGGAGUGAAUGGGGAGGAUGAUGCGAAAGGUGCCAAGACGCAAGAGUGGUUGGAGUGGUGGAGGAAGGAAUUCGGGCCGCAUGUUAGUUUGAUGUAUGGCGAUGUGCCUAUUAGCGAUGACAGGUUGAAAGAGGUCGCCAAGGUCGUGGAGAAGGCUGGUGUUAAGCUGACUGAGCCGGUGGGUGAUGCCGAAGGGAAUGGCUGGAAUGGCGGCGUUGUCUGGUUGGUCCCAACUGACAGGGAUAUCAAGGACUGGAAGCCGAUCGCGAAACGAGUGUUGUAGUGACCACGGGGGACAGUGCCUGAUGGUGAAGCAUAUCUAAGAUGUGUGGAUGUUGAUAUGCUGCUAUUAUUAUUAUUUUUUGCUCUUCUAAACGCCGAUAUUCUGCAUGGGCGGA